AUGUAUGUCGCACGAUCUACUCAUACAGCAUCAAUGUUAGCAAAUGGAACAGUUUUAGUUACUGGGGGAUACGAUAGUAGUAUUGUCCUCACCAGUGCUGAAUUAUAUGAUCCAUCAACAGGAAACUGGACAACAACAGGAAAUAUGAAUUUUUCGCGGCAAUAUCAUACAGCAUCGAUAUUAGCAAAUGGAAAAGUAUUAGUUACUGGAGGAUACAAUGGCAAUGUUUUUCUCAGUGCUGAAUUAUAUGAUCCAUCAACAGGUAGCUGGAAAACAACAGGAAAUAUGAAUAGUGCACGAUGUUAUCACACAGCAACAGUUUUAUCAAAUGGAACAGUUUUGGUUACUGGAGGAUACAACGGUAAUGUUUUUCUCAACAGUGCUGAAUUCUAUGAUCCAUCAACAGGAAACUGGACAACAACAGGAAAUAUGAACACUGGACGAUCUUAUCACGCAGCAACAAUUUUAUCAAAUGGAACAGUUUUGGUUACUGGAGGAAGUAUUGGUAGUACCGCCGUCAGCAGUGCUGAGUUAUAUGAUCCAUCAACACGUAGCUGGAAAACAACAGGAAAUAUGAAUUUUGCGCGGCAAUAUCAUACAGCAACAAUGUUAGCAAAUGGAAAGGUUUUGGUUAGUGGAGGAAACAAUGGUAAUGUUUAUCUCAACAGUGCUGAAUUAUAUGAUCCAUCAACAGGUAGCUGGACAACGACAGGAAAUAUGAAUAGUGCACGAUCUCGUUAUACAGCAACAGUUUUAUCAAAUGGAAAGGUUUUGGUUAGUGGAGGAAACAAUGGUAAUGUUUAUCUCAACAGUGCUGAAUUCUAUGAUCCAUCAACAGGAAACUGGACAGCAACAGCAAAUAUGAAUAGUACACGAUCUGAUCACGGAGCAACAGUUUUACUAAGUGGAUAUGUUUUAAUUACUGGUGGAUGGGUCGGUACUGCUACUGCCAGUUGUGAAAUAUAUGGAUAA
This is a messenger RNA of Adineta ricciae, 972 nucleotides long. The record is from the annotation of a GenBank genome assembly. NCBI's taxonomy places the organism in Eukaryota, Metazoa, Rotifera, Eurotatoria, Adinetida, Adinetidae.